AGAGUACUUUGCAAGUCUAGAGAGUUUGAGAGAGAGAGAGAGAGAGAGAGAGAGAGAGAUGGCAUUUAAGAGAGGAAACAAUAUGUUUCUCUCUCUAGCACUGUGUGUAUUGAGCUUUACUGAGAUACUAUCAUCAGUGUCAGAAGCACAACUCCAGGUUGGUUUCUACAACACCACAUGCCCCUCAGCUGAGAGCAUUGUGAGGGAUGAGGUAACCAAAGCAGUGACAGCCAAUGCAGCUUUAGCUGCUGGCCUUUUAAGGAUGCACUUUCAUGAUUGCUUUGUUAGGGGUUGUGAUGCGUCGGUUCUCAUCGAUUCAACAACGAAUAACACAGCAGAGAAGGACGCGCCCCCUAACAAAAGCCUGCGCGGGUUCGAAGUCAUCGACAACGCAAAGGCGCGGCUGGAGCAAACAUGUAAGGGAAUCGUUUCGUGUGCGGAUAUACUAGCAUUUGCAGCAAGAGAUAGCAUUGUUCUGACGGGAGGCUAUUCAUACAAAGUUCCCGCGGGUAGAAAGGAUGGGAGGGUUUCGGUGGCCCUCGAAACGCUCGGAAAUCUCCCGCCGCCGUCAUCGGACCUCACGCAACUCACUCAGAUGUUUGCGAACAAAGGAUUCACCCAAGAUGAAAUGAUCACCCUCUCAGGUGCCCACACGAUCGGCUACUCCCAAUGCAGCUCGUUCAGCAGCAGGCUAUUCAGCUUCAACUCAACGAUGAGCCAGGAUCCGAUCCUCAACUCGACGUACGCGUCGCAGUUAAAGCGCCAGUGCCCUCAGGGCAGCUCAAACGCGAGCUUAAGCGUGCCGAUCGAUCUUACGAGCCCGAACGCAUUCGACUCGGGCUAUUACAGCAAUUUGCUGGCGAACCGGGGGCUGUUCACCUCCGACCAGAUGCUGACGUCGGUCAACACGACGGCAGUAGCGCUGGUGAGGCAAUAUGCGAAUAACUCGGCGUUGUUCUUGAGCAGUUUCGCCACGGCAAUGGUGAAGAUGGGAUAUAUUAAUGUGACUACUGGGAGUAAUGGAGAGAUAAGGGCAAAUUGUAGGGUGAUUAAUUGAUGAAAUAGUAAUGUCCUUCCUCAUUGUUCUAUGUUUAAUGUUUGAUUUUGAUUAUGAUUUUUUUUUAAUUCUCUCUCAUUGUUCAAGUUUUAGUUGUUGUGAAAACCUGAGAUAUAUAGGUAGUUAUGUUAGUUGUUUUUUCUAUUUUUUAUUUUUGGGUGGUGGUGAAAUAUGCACAUGAAACAAUGAGAAGGCCAAGAAUAUGGGAGAAGAUGAUGCUUAACAAAAUAAUUCACUACAUGUAUGAUCAAAUUGCCUUAUGUUUCAUAAAAAGAUCCAAAUUUAAAUUCAAAUUCAACGAGGACAAAAUAGGACACAGACACAAGAAGGCUAAGAUAUAAUAUCAUGCUUAACUAAAUGUGAUUAAAACAUUUGUAUUUUCACUGUUUUCUAAACAAAUCUUCGUAGUUUACAAUUUUAAAAACUUUCCUCCUUAAUCAAUAUUCUCAAGAGUUAAAAAAAAGAAAAGAAAAAAGAGUGAAAUCCUCCAGGGUCGAUUGAUAACUUUCGGAUCCAACCAUUUACACCGGGUUUUCUUUGUCUUAACCAAGAAAUAAUGAGAGAUCAUUACUAACCAUAAAAUCAUAGGAAGAGUCGAAAAGAGCAUGUUAAUAUAAGGAGGAGAAGAUAGAGCAAUUAUCCUCGGAGUCAAAUGAAAUACCACCUAUUUGUGUUUGUUUAACGGCGGUCUAUGGAGGAGGUAAGGUGCUUUGUUUUCUCUUGUAUAUUUUAGAACAUAAAUGUAAUAUAAUAAAAUGUAGAACAUACAAUACAAUGCGAUACGAUUCGUAGUUUAUUCUCUGUGAAUGAAUGCAAUAAACAUCAAGAUCUUCUCUUUUAUUCUUUUGAUAUUGGUAUGUAUGAAAUGGUUGAAGCAGAUUGUCAAACAUAAGAAAAGAGAAGCAAGACUGUAGUGAUAGAAACAGGAUUUUUUUUUAUUUCUUGUGUAUUUCUGUGCUUUUCUGUUUGUGUGUGUAGAGAGAGAGAGAAAGAGAGAGAAAGAGAGAGAGAGAGAGAGAGAGGUUUAGUGAUAUAAUAAUCAGGAGAAGCUUUGAACAAGAUCUUUCAGAUCACCGACCGUCCCUAACGCAAGUGGCAAAGGGCUUGG
Molecule: messenger RNA, 2165 nt
Organism: Ananas comosus (pineapple)
Lineage: Eukaryota; Viridiplantae; Streptophyta; Magnoliopsida; Poales; Bromeliaceae
Product: peroxidase 5-like
Exons: 4
Coding region: 59-1057 (332 amino acids)
Biological process (GO): response to oxidative stress; hydrogen peroxide catabolic process
Cellular component (GO): plasmodesma; plant-type cell wall
Molecular function (GO): peroxidase activity; heme binding
Source: RefSeq, a predicted model, not a curated record